This is a messenger RNA of Haliotis rubra (blacklip abalone), 1071 nucleotides long. Its product is annotated as cytidine deaminase-like. Gene Ontology annotation, molecular function: zinc ion binding; cytidine deaminase activity. The transcript is spliced from 5 exons. Gene Ontology annotation, cellular component: cytosol. NCBI's taxonomy places the organism in Eukaryota, Metazoa, Mollusca, Gastropoda, Lepetellida, Haliotidae. The record is from RefSeq and is a predicted model, not a curated record. Bases 81 to 530 code for a protein of 149 amino acids.
UAAUACCAUUGCCUGAAUAUUCCAGGUCAACACACGGCAGAUAUCGUCGACAACAGCCGCCCACGGAAACAGACACAGCCAUGCCCGAAUACAGUGAAGAACAACUUCAACAGCUCUUGAAGACGAGCCAUGAGAUGAAAAAAAUGGCGUACUGUCCGUACAGCAAGUUCCCAGUCGGGGCCGCGCUGCUAACAGCUGACGGUAAAGUGUUCACAGGUUGUAAUGUUGAAAAUGCCUCAUAUGGCCUGACGAUUUGCGCCGAGAGGACAGCCAUUGUCAAGGCCGUAUCAGAAGGUCACCGGAAGUUCACAGCCAUUGCCAUUGCAAGCGACAUGAAAGAAAUGAUUGUGCCUUGUGGUCUGUGUCGACAGUCUCUGGUCGAGUUUGGUGUGGACUGGGAUAUGUAUAUGACGAAACCGGAUAUGACGUACAAAUUAAUGAAAGUCAAGGAGUUAGUUCCCUUGGCGUUUGUUCCUGCCGACCUUCAGCGAGAGAGAUUACCGGCGAGAAACACAGCAGGUCCUUCUUAAAUAACAGUUUAUUCCAAGCUCUGUGACCUUCUGACCUCCGGGAAGCAACAUGGAGUCAUAUAUUAUAAUAUAUAGUAUAUUUCAUUUUUGUACUCUUCACUAUAGUUGCAUCAUACGCUUAUCAUUCAGUCGCGGACGGUGGGAUAGUCGUGAAAGCGCUCGCUCGUCACACUGAGGACAAGGUUCUAUUCCUAAUAUGGGUAUAAUGAGUGAAGUCCAUUUGUGGUGUUCCCUGCAGUGAUAUUUCUAGAAUAUUGCGGAAAGCGGCGUCAAACUAAGCUCCUUCACCCACUCACUCUCUCAUUGAGUCUCAGUCAUGAAGCAUUACCUGACCUGUCCUUGAAAGAAACCUGUGUGAACAUUGGUAAAUAUGAAUUAAUAGCGGAUCCUUUUCAAUGUCUUGGUCAUUUUGUUUCCUAAAAUUCCAUCUUUGCUAAAGACAACGUCAUAGAACACACUCUAGCACUCUAGUACACCCUUUUGGAUUAAACUACAUCCGGCUCAGGAACGACCGAAUGUAUAAGCUGUCGACAACCAAAAU